This is a messenger RNA of Ficedula albicollis (Collared flycatcher), 426 nucleotides long. RefSeq names its product putative protein FAM47C. Lineage: Eukaryota; Metazoa; Chordata; Aves; Passeriformes; Muscicapidae. The coding region runs from base 1 to 426 and encodes 141 amino acids. The record is from RefSeq and is a predicted model, not a curated record. The transcript has 3 exons.
AUGCGGCCGCGUUCAGGGCACUGCGCCCCAAAACCUCCCGAUACAGGAAUACUGCAUCGCAAACCUCCUGAUACAGCAACACUGCAUCCCAAGCCGACUGCUAUAGGGGCACUGCCAAACCUCCUGAUACAGCAACACUGCAUCCCAAAACCUCCCGAUACAGGGGCACUGCGGGCACUGUGCCCCAAACCUCCUGAUAUAGGGGUACUUCCCGAACCUCCUGACACAGGAACACUGCGCCCCAAACCUCCUGAUACAGGAAUACUGCAUCCCAAACCUACUGCUAUAGGGGCACUGUGCCCCAAACCUCCUGAUACAGAAACAUUGCACCCCAAACCUCCUACUAUAGGGGCACUGCUCCCCAAACCUCUUGAUACAGGGACACUGCACCCCAAACCUCCUGACACAGAGACAGUGCAUCCCUAA